AUGAUAAUCCCAGCCAGCCGCAAUCUUUUCAAAAUCGUUCUACGGUACGAAGUUAACGCGUAUCAAGUCCCUGAGCAGCCCUCGGCGGACUCUCUUACUGACCAACUAUCAUCCCUGAACGUGGGCUCCUUCACAAGCGGCACGACCCCGAAAGAGUCCUCGGUUGCCGAUGUUCGGCGCGUAGGCUCCGUAGUUCCACAAUCCCCGCUCGCCAAGGCCAAGUCCCGCACGCAACACGGUGGCCGCAGCAAAUUCUAUGACAACGAAGCCUAUCUCCAGCUGUACCUCGGCCAAAUUCCCGCGCUCUGCUUCGGGAUGCACGACGGCGACGGCUUCUUCACUCCUAUCGACGAGAUUUGGCUCGAUUUGGAGCGUUGCAGCGCGGCCAAAGAGAGGGUGCAGCCGGCCCUGUGCAAGCUGCGCCGCCUCCUGGAGCAGGUCCAAAACUCCGCAAUGGAGAGCGGGCAGGGAGUGAAACUCAGCCUUGUCUUCCAAGAUGGGGAGCUGCUGCUUAUGCAGCGAGCAACUUACGACUCGUUCUUGCCGCCUGCUAUGCUCAAGCGCUUCAUGGCUGAGUGA
Molecule: messenger RNA, 579 nt
Organism: Phanerochaete carnosa HHB-10118-sp
Lineage: Eukaryota; Fungi; Basidiomycota; Agaricomycetes; Polyporales; Phanerochaetaceae
Exons: 1
Coding region: 1-579 (192 amino acids)
Source: RefSeq, a predicted model, not a curated record